AUGACCGGGGGCUGGGCGGGAUGUCUGUACCUGGUACCAACACAUCUGCCCGCUGCUAACGAGGUGCGGGAGCGUCACUGCCAGGGGGAAUACAGGGAGAUAAGGGGGAGGGGAGGCUGGGGGCGCCUGGCAGAGGUGUCCAGUGCCCGGCUGGCGCAGGAGGGGCGGAUCCCACACCCCCGGGGGCCCCUCUCCGCCCCUCCCCUGGGACAGGGGCCAGGACGUCCUUCGGGCAGGAUGUUCCCACCGCCGGGCUGCAGGAGGGGCUUCCCCAGGGAGCCCUGCCCGUGGGGGGAUGGAGCAGGAGCAGGGCCGUGCCCCCCUCACGGCCCCGAGGACGCCUGGGAUGAGCCGCCCUGGAAGCACCGGCGCAGGAGGGGCCGGGGCGGAUGGUUCCGGCCCAGCCCCAGGGACCCCAGACCUUUCCCUGGCCCUGAUGGCAUCCCUUGGAAUGAGGAGGAGGACAGGAUAUGGGCACCCCAUGACUAUCCCCCAGCACCCCCCUGGGAUGACAGAGAAGAAAUCCGAGGACCUGUGGAUGACUUUGGAGAGGGCUGGGACCCGCAUCAUCCCAGGGGUCCCAGACCCUUCCCUGGCCCUGAUGGCAUCCCUUGGAACGAGGAGGAGGAGGACAGGAUAUGGGCACCCCACGACUACCCCCCGCCCCCCUGGGAUGGCAGAGGACCCGAGGAGGACUUCACACAGGACUGGUUCCCAGAGUGGCAGCCUGGCCCCUGUCCUGAACCCCCCUUGGAGGAGGAGCAGCCCCCACCCUGGCAUCCAUCUAGCCCACCAGGGAGACGAGGGGGGUUCCGUGGCAGGGGCCCCCCCUGGGACUGUGACCCCCCCUGGGACUGUGACCCCCCCAGGGGGAGACACGGCCGACGCCUUCGCAGGAGCCGCCGGGAGCUGACCCUGAUCCCGUGUGAGUGGGGUCCCAGACCCCCCAGAGGGCACAAACCACCCUCCAGGGCCUCUCCUCCCCGCCCCAAGACGAGCCAGCCAGCGGCCAGGAAAGAGCUGCAGCCCCCUGAUCCUCCCCAGCCACCCGUGUCCCCCCAGGGUCCUGUGGAGAGGCCGGAACAGAGCCAGGACCUGCCAGAGGGGAGUGGGGAGGUCCCCAAGACCCCUGAGCCAGCCAGGACCCCUCCAAGGAGCCUGGCCACUGAUCCCUGCGCUGCGGGGCCGGGGCAGGCGGCUCCGGGGACACCGGUUGAGCCAGGAGCUGAGCAGACACCUCUGGGCAGCCAGGACCAGGAUCCCUGUGCUUUGGGAGCGGAGCCAAUCCCACUGGAGGAGAACUCUACCGGGGCAGGGGAGCACUCCGAGGUAGAGCGGGGCAGUCCAGCUGUCCCCGAGGCUGGCACAGGUGAUGGGUCACAUCCCCACAGCCCAGCAGCCCCUCUGGAUCCCACUGAGAGGGAACACCUGGCAUCCAGCUGCUCUGCAGAGGUGGGUGCUGAGCUGAGCCCCCAUUCCCGGGGAGAGCAGCGUUUGCCAAGUGGAGCUGGAGAAGCUGAGGCAGAAGCUGCCCACGAUGGGGUGGGUCUCAGAGCAUGGGGCAGCUCUGUGGCGUGUCCCCCUCCCCAGCUUCUCGAGAGCCUUCAGCCACCUGAAAUCUCUCAGGUCCCGCCAGGACCUGCAGCAGAAGCUGAUGCAGAGCCCAGCCAGGCUUGUCCUGAUCCCUGCACCUCACCAAGGACCUCACCAGAGCCCCAGCACUCUCCUGGCUCCAGUGAGACAAACCUGGCUGGGGAUGGACAGCAGCAGCUCUGCUUCAGGCUCCCGACACCCUCCCCAUCCCGCCGGGAUCUCCGCUCCGCCGCCGUCCUCGCCAGGAAGGCAGCCAUCGAGCUGUCGUACCAGCAGUUCAGCCUCAACUUCGCGGUGGUGGCCACGAUGCUGCUGCAGAAGGAGCCCUCCAUGGAGGCAACCCUGGGGCUGGCACUCAGGGCCAACCUGCGCCAGGGCCGGCUCCACCACCUGCAGGAGCUGGAGAAUUUCAUCGACAGCUACGACUCGGCCACCCCCAGCCCCUGAGGAGA
Manacus vitellinus (golden-collared manakin) is the source of this 2045-nucleotide messenger RNA. Its product is annotated as basic proline-rich protein-like. The coding region runs from base 1 to 2040 and encodes 679 amino acids. Lineage: Eukaryota; Metazoa; Chordata; Aves; Passeriformes; Pipridae. The record is from RefSeq and is a predicted model, not a curated record. The transcript has 14 exons.